AUGGGCUCUGGAAGACAUAUCUGCCCUUCCUCACCUGUGGAUGCCAUGGAUCUUCCCUUUGGCUCAUAUGGAACCCUGAAGUACCAGCUGGCGGACAUGCCGACUGUUAGGGAUACCUUUGUUGAAUAUGAUAUAUCUGCUGAUUUCGAGUUAGCAGAAGGGGGCCUCAUCUCCAUCCCAAAUGACACCGUCUCCAUCAGCCAGCCUCCCAUCCAGAACUAUUCGUUGUGCCAGAGUCUCCAUCCGGCGUUCUUGAAUAUGGUGAUGUCUGUCAUAGGCAAUAUAGAGCCUCGGGAGUUCAACUGUACCCCUGAUGCGUUCUCUGGAGCUGCGGGACUGAAGGAUGCUAUUUUGGCUCUGAUUCCACGUGGGGGUUCUGGAAUCAACACCACGACCGUCUGGUACCUUAACAUUUCCCUUCUGGAAGGUCCAGUGAUUGAUUUUGCAAAUAAAACAGCUGUUGGGCAGCUCCUUGUGCAAAUCGAGGUGUUCAUCAAGAACGCAGAUGGACCUCCCACUUCGAUACUCAGCGUAAGAGAUAGCCUCAAACUGACUUCCAUGUUCUCAGUGAUGGGUCACAGGCUCAUCCUGACCCUGUCCAUUGACAGCCAUGAUCUGCGGCUGGUUUCUUCAAGUGUUGGCAUCUCUGAGGUGGCCAGUCUGCUGCCACACUGCAAUAGCCUGCUGGGAGAAAGAAUUUUGCCUCUUCUGAGUGGCCCCCUUGGUGGAGGAAUCCCACUGCCUCGCCCAUUGAGGACUCCCUUGGAUAAAGCCAAAGUAUGGAUUGCCGAGCCCAACAGCUCUGCAAUGAUGCAGAAGAUGUUCAAGGUUUGCAUUUUAAGCAUCCUUUUCCCCCUCAUUGUCCCUUCGCAGGGGACCAACCCAGGAACUGUGGUAAGAGUUAAUCAAGAAGCACUUGAGUAUGUAUGCCAGGAAGGGAGACCGUCCCUGCUGCGAGGCCUCAGCAUCAUCAAGAUUCCACAGUUUGUGGACCGUGGAACUAUUUUUCAACCGCUUCUGAACUUUGUGGGCAUCAACAUUCUGAAAGUUGAGCUUCCUCACCUCUCCCUGAAACUGAUCCCCAAAACCGGCGUCCAGCUGUCUUUCAGCAGCCAGUUCCACAUGAGAGUCAACCUCUUGAUUUCGCCCUUGGAGCUGAAGCUGGGAUCCUCCAUCAUGCUUGAUAUCCGUGUCACGCGCAGUCCUCAUGGGUUCCCCGUCCUGAGUAUUACGGCUUGCAAGUCCCUUCUGGGAGACAUACAAAUCAUAGUUCGUGGAAAGAACUUGUUUGGUCUCCCGAAACUUAUUCAGGACCACAUCCGUGCCGUCUUGAUCGACAAGAUGUGUUUGAGUGUCUCUAACACGGUCCUGGGACUGAAUGCCAAGCUGGGCACUUUGGUUGGCCUGAAUACCAUCAAUCCCAUGUCCCAACUUCAGUACGCCAUGUUGGAAACCCCCGAAAUCACCAGUGACUACAUUGAUGUGGAUUUAAAUGCAGCUUUUGCACUGAUGGGGAAGCCGAUAGACGUGUCCAGCCCCGCCCCGGCUUUCUCCCUGCCGCCCCAGGAGAGGGUUUCCAAUGAUCCCAUGGUGACCAUGGGCAUCUCGGAACAUCUGUUCAUGAAUCUAUUUUCCACUCUGGGACAAUCAGGAGCCUUCAAUCUCAACAUCGGAGGCCAGUCGAGUUCUGGAGGGUUCCACCUCACCAGGUCCAUGCUGGAAUCUGCCAUGCCCUCAAUUGCAGGACGGUAUCCCCAGGAUGCGGUCUUUGGGCUCAACGUGGUCCUCAGUCGACACCCCAUCAUUAGCCUGCAGGAGGGCCGCGCUGUCCUGCGUCUCAGCCCUGCCGUCCAGGUGGUAGCAGCCAGCUUUGGAUCUUCCUCCCAGAGUCAGAUCCUCUGCACUCUGGAUGUGGAUCUGAGCUUAGCUCUCAAGAUGGAGGUCAAAGCAACAAGCCUUCAGAUCUCGGUUGCCUUGGAAGGGUGA
Molecule: messenger RNA, 1986 nt
Organism: Elgaria multicarinata webbii
Lineage: Eukaryota; Metazoa; Chordata; Lepidosauria; Squamata; Anguidae
Gene: BPIFB2
Product: BPI fold containing family B member 2
Exons: 21
Coding region: 1-1986 (661 amino acids)
Molecular function (GO): lipid binding
Source: RefSeq, a predicted model, not a curated record